Messenger RNA from Strongylocentrotus purpuratus (purple sea urchin), 1983 nucleotides. RefSeq names its product G-protein coupled receptor moody-like. NCBI's taxonomy places the organism in Eukaryota, Metazoa, Echinodermata, Echinoidea, Camarodonta, Strongylocentrotidae. Bases 820 to 1983 code for a protein of 387 amino acids. The transcript has a single exon. Gene Ontology annotation, molecular function: G protein-coupled receptor activity. The record is from RefSeq and is a predicted model, not a curated record. Gene Ontology annotation, biological process: G protein-coupled receptor signaling pathway. Gene Ontology annotation, cellular component: membrane.
GUCAUCUGUUCAUGUUGAAACAUUUUAUUUUCCGUAACGUAAAGUUCUUUUGGGAUUCUUUUCUUGAAUGGUCGCUCAUUUCCACUUUAUUGCUCGUUAUCAGUGGAGGUUCCGGUGACAGUUACUUUCUAACACGGAAUUUGUUAAGAAUCUGCAGUGUAUUGAUGAAUUAGAAAAAAGGACAGGUAAGGCACUUUACCUUUUGCAGAGGUCAUGCACUUUUAAAUGUUAAACAGUGGCCAUUGUGAAACUAACGUUUAGUUCAAUGGGCAUCUCGUUUUGUGAAGUAGCUCAUUUUAAGCCAAUAGAACCGUUGAAUUAGUUUGGAAAGGAUAAGAACGAGGAUUUAUGAAAUAACUCUUGAUUUGAACAUAUUGGCAAUCAAUUUGAUGUCUUUUAGCUGAGCCUUAUUUGUAGAGAGGAAUUCAACGUUGACAGAUGCGGAGGAGACUUGAACUCCGUGAUAGAUGCGGCAAUAUACAUGUAAAGCGCUGGCAAAGAUCAAUAUAUAUUUCGAGAUCACGGCCGGGAUCAUGUAUCAAACAGACAUAUUGCUUUAAUUUUCAUGUUUAAGUGGCUUUUAUUGCAUCGAGUAGGUAUAGCGAAAAUGAAACUUUGAAUAGUAUAUACCACUGGAUUUGACUCCGAUGUUAUUUCAUAUUGCGAACCGUAUUUAGAAAUGUUUUUCAAUUUCGGACCAUGCUAUUUAUAGCGCUGCUACACCUCACAUAACCUCCCAGUUCGGUUAGUAAAUACAUCUGCGUGUAUGAACCGAUUACCGUAUAUAAAUAGUUUGUUCAGCUUGGAUCGUUUCAUUUCAUGAUGGAGUCGCACCUUACACAUGAGAUGGACGCAGUUGGUGUCUCUGAUGUGAUCAACAUGGAGCCGACCGCCACGCCAGUGUUCGAGUUUACCGACUACAACCAGCGUAUCGCCGUCGCCUGUCUGUUGGCAUUCAUCUUCGUCGUCGGGAUCAUCGGCAACGGUCUUGUUUUGAUGGCGGUCACCGUUUCACGAAAACUCCAAACUUCGACCAACGCCUUCGUGGUUAGUCUUAGUGUCACGGAUUUCGUCACGUGCUUAGUCCUACCGUUUCAGAUCAGUGGUGUCUUGAGCAGGACAGGGUGGAUGCUACCGUAUGCCCUCUGCAACAUCGUUGGCGGCGUCGCUAUCAGCUCCGCCAUCGCCAGCGUCAUUACCCUGGCGCAGAUCGCCGUUAACCGUUACGUCAUCAUCACGUCCGAACGUCGCCGGUACGAACGAAUCUUCUCGCGUCGUAACGUGAUCCUCAUGGUGUCCUUUUCCUGGUUGUUCCCGUUGUUGACCAUGGUGUUUCCCCAGGCCAUCGGCUACGGGCGGAUUGGCUAUACCAAUAAAUACAAGCUCUGCCUCAUGGACGGUAAUCACGAUUACGCUCUCAUCUACGAGUUCGGAGCCGCUAUCAUCCAGUUAACCUGUUUUAUCGUCAUCACCGUCUGCUAUGGAUUGAUCUAUCGAUUCCUGCAACAAAAGAUGUUCUUCGAACGAUGUCCGUCACCCAAGUUUACAUCACAUGGUGGAAACACCUGCCGUGUUGUUCCAAGCAUGUCAUCAACCGAGCUUUCGAACACGCAGGCGACCAGGGAGAGCUUUAAUGAAAUGAGUGUCACUGAAAUGAACGGCAACGUGAUAGCGGAAGACACGGCAAAGGGCGCGAAAUUACCCACGCGCAGAGAGGUACAAAUUACGCGAAAUCUUUUCUACGUCGUCUGCGGGUUCUUCGUGUCUAUUAUUCCAUACGCGAUCGCGGUGUCGAUUCCGAACAGCGGGAAAGUGCUGGUCUACUUGGGUGUCCUCGUGACCGCUUCGAGUAUUCUCAACCCCAUCAUCUAUGGGUUCAACCAUCCUCAUUUUCGCGUCAUCUUUAGAAUCAUCCUGCGUUGUGACUGGAAUAGAAUACCUGAACCUUCUGCAUUUUUGAGAGCGUUACUGGGGAAAAGGUAA